CCGAUAUUGUAUACAGACGAAAAUGCAAUAUUGCCGGGGUAUUGUAAUCUAUAUUGGCGCUAUUUCGUUUUACCAUUGGAAAGCAAUAUUGGAGUAGUCAAUGUUGGGGCUAUAUUGUAUUACAAUAGUUAACCAAUUUGUCGACCACCUCUUAUUAAUAAUAAUGUGUAUAUAAUAUGACGAUUUACAUGUAAUGCGUUUCGAAACAAAUUUUAUGGUUUAUUUACUAAAAAACCAACGAAUUAUUUCCAAAAUGCCGGGUUCGUAUAGGUUUGAUUUUUUGGAUGUAACUUUUCCUGCCGCAAUGGCAACUCCGCACGCAUCAAUCGAGCGCUAUAGUUGGCAACCGCGCGAGUAACAACUUCAGUGUGAUUAUUCUUGAGACUCACUUCAUGUUGGACCGGCGACUUGCGUUUAUUUUACGUUUAAAACGUGGUGUACUUUUGUGUUUUAGUUGUGUGAUUCAUAAUAAAUCGACUAAUAAAUUGAAUUUAAGGUUUUAUUUUGGUUGAUUUAUAUAGCGGACGAGAUUACAAUCUUCUAACGCCAUAUCCAAGUGAUAUCGCCGCUGUUAAUAAUUGGUAUAGCAUUCCAUUGAAAACAUUCACGCACCAGGAAAUUUGUUCAGAUCACCAACACUGUUGCCGACUUGGUGUUCGAUUCACUGGCCCAUCGCUGUCAUCGACAUCAAUUGGUCUCUGGGCUACUGAGCAGCGAUACGUUGAUACAAAAUUUAACGGAAUGGCAUCCAGUAACAGAUCCAAAAAAUGUAUGCGAAUUGCAAGACAGACUAGGAGAGAUAUGAUGAAAAUUUCAAUGAAUGAAAACGGUACUUAUAAUUCCGAUAACUCUGAACUCUCUGAUAUCGAAAUGUCAUCUGGUUCUACCAAUGAUUCAGAUGGGUGUAACGAGCCAAGUACCUUUGAGUACUACUGUACAAACGACAAUGCAAGUGAUCCAGAAAGUCACGAUUUAAUAAAUAGUAAAGUUGCGAGUAAUGAGAAUCCCGAAGAAGUAGAUCCUUAUGCAGAUCCAAAUUCAUUAUCCAAUAAAUUGAGAACUUGGGCUAUACGUGCUCAUGUAUCUCACUCUCAAAUCAAUAUGCUACUUCCAAUUUUGAAGGAAUAUCACCCUGAUUUACCACUAUCUUCAAAAACACUUCUUAAGGUUGUUAAAAACUAUAACAUAGUUGAUAUGCUAAGUGCAAAAGAUGACGCUGGUGAAUAUGUUUACUUCGGAAUUACACAAAACUUGAAGUACGAGUUCCGUCGAGGGCUUCACCAUAUAUUACAAAAAUACGAUAAGACACAAAUUGAUUUGAUUUGUAACAUUGACGGUGCGAAAAUCCAUGUCAGCACAUUGCUGAAUUUUUGGCCAAUUCUGGGAAUGAUAUAUAUCAAAGGUAUCAAGUUCUCGCCCUUUCCUAUUGCUAUAUAUAAUGGCAAGGGCAAACCAAAGCAUGUAACAGAGUAUCUUAAAGAUUUUGUUGAUGAAAUCAACCACAUGCACACUUAUGGUUUCAGUUACGGAGGUAAAAAGUAUGAAAUACGCCUGAAAGCUAUUAUUUGCGAUGCACCUGCCAGAGCAUUUAUCAAGUGUAUAAAGGGCCAUGGAGGAUUUUUUGGUUGUGAGAAAUGUACUCAACGUGGGUUUCGAAUCAAUAAUAAAGUGAUAUUCCCAGAAAUAGAUAAUGUAAUAUUACGAAAUGACAAUUCAUUCAUCCGAGAAUGUAGGUCUCGCGUGACAGAACAUGUUACUGGUCUUUCACCUCUCUUAGACGUGAGUUAUUUCGGAUUAGUUUCUGGAUUUCCCCUAGAUUAUAUGCACAUGGCAUGUUUGGGUGUCAUGAAGCGUGUGCUAGGCCAUUGGCUCCAAGGAGCGGCAGAACAUCGAUUAGCACCUUCUAAAAGGCAAAUAGCUUCAAGGCAAGUUGAUUAUUGGAAAGCUAAAGAGUUCAGAACGUUUAUGAACUAUUAUGGUCCAUAUAUCAUGGAAGAUUUAAUUUCGAAUAAACAAUUCAAGCAUUUCUUACUCCUUCACAUUUCUAUGAGGAUAUUAUGCUCAGGAAACUACAGAGAUGGUUUAGGAGAAAUUGCGAAAGAAAAAAUGAAGCAAUUCUCUGCUCGGGUUCAGUAUAUUUAUGGCGAAGAUGCUAUAAUUUAUAAUAUGCAUUCUAUUUUCCACAUGGCCAAAGAAGCUGUAGAUGGACAUUACAGUCUGGACGAAAUGAGUUGUUUCCCUUUUGAAAGCUACUUAGGUAAAUUGGUGAAAAUGAUAAGAACGCCAAACAAGCCAUUGGCUCAAGUGUGCGUGAGAUUAGCUGAGCAGUCCAAUUUUCUUGAAGAGUAUCCUUUAAAUAGAUGUAAUACAGUAAAUGAGAAUAAAACUAUACUCAACCAUCAUCAUGGCUAUAAAAUUAACAUUACAAGUGACAAGGAUUCAUUCAUAUUAUUGAAGAAUAAAAGGGUUAUGAAGGUUGUGGAAUUAAUAGAAACCAAUAAUAUUUUGACAAUCAAGGGAAGAAUAUUUGGGAGGCAAUAUGAAGCAUAUACCGAACCAGUUUCAUCAAAGGUGAUCAAUGUAUACAAAGUACAAGAACUGAACAAUUUCUUGUUCGAAGAACCUGUCGGGAAUAUAGAAUGCAAAUGUUUUGUUAUCCCCAUGGACAAUCAUUUCCUUGUAAUGGGAAUGUUGCAUAACGAACUGUGUAGUGUACGUGGAACAGAAGAGACAUGCUUGACAUCAACCCCCAGGAAGAGUAAGCAGGUCAUAACCCCAAAACAUAAACAUGAGGAAACGCAACACACACCAUCUCUCGAACUCCGCAAGGAAAACUUUCGGAUGCUCACCAUUCUGGAAAAACAUUUUGGAGCGAUGUCCGUAACAGCGGAGGCAGUGAGUAAAUUUACGUUGCCAGUUCAAACUGAUGAGGAUUUGGUGACACUGGAUGACAGUCUGAAUUCUGAGCAAAUCAGAGCUGAGAUGAUACUUCAAAUGUCCCUGGUUGGAGGUGACCAUCUACGUCAGAUGGUUAGCAACAUUCUGAAAUUUUUUCGAAAGAAAUGGCACUGAAGUUUUCUUGUUAUGGGCGACAAUCCAAGCGGUCAUUCAUCAAACUCAAGCUGUCAUCUGCUUUAACAGAUGCAGUUCGUCGCAAAUUUCCCAAUGUGACUGACAAAGAAAUCAACAAACACAUUGGAAACUGCCUUGCUACGUCAGGUGACCGCGAAGGAGGACGAAAAGACAGAACAAAAAUAACUGACAAGGUUGACGCGGGUGCAUUAAAUGCACAGGAAUUAUAGUCUUUUUAUUUUUAUAUAGCUCCACUCAUGUAAGAAUCUUUUUUUUUAUGCAAUAAAUAAAUUUCAUCUA
This is a messenger RNA of Photinus pyralis (common eastern firefly), 3372 nucleotides long. RefSeq lists its product as uncharacterized. Lineage: Eukaryota; Metazoa; Arthropoda; Insecta; Coleoptera; Lampyridae. The transcript has 8 exons. Bases 742 to 3072 code for a protein of 776 amino acids. The record is from RefSeq and is a predicted model, not a curated record.